AUGUUUCCAUCAAAUAAAAAUUUACUUCAAUUGUCACAACAACAACACAAACAAUCGAUUCAACAACAACAACAACAAAUACACCAAGUUCAACAAGCGCAUCAAAUUCGACAACAACAAGCACAACAAGCUCAACAAAAUGCAUUCAAUAUUCAAUAUAAAGAUCUUACACCACAACAGAAAGAACUUUUAAAAGUUCAUAAUUCUAUAGUGAGUGAUCUUAAUAAUCAUACCAACAAUAAUAAUUUAAAUAAAUCCUCAUCAUCAAUUCAAAAAAAACCACAACAACAAAAACAGCAACAAGCACAAACACAACAAGCACAAACACAACAACAGCAACAUCUACAUCAACAGCAACAACACCUUAACAAUCAACUUUUCCAGCAACAACAACAAGCACAACAACAGGCACAACAACAAGCUCAACAACAACAAGCUCAACAACAACAAGCUCAACAACAACAAGCUCUACAACAACAAGGUCAACAACAACAACCUCAACAACCAAGACCAUUGCACAGUAGUUAUAUACCAUCAGUUUAUAUUCAAGCAAAACAAGUUGUUAAUGAAAUAGUGGUAAACUUUGAUGAGGAUAUGCAAAAUAUAUUAGGUGCUACAUGUUUGGACUAUUUAAAUAUAAAUUUUAAUUUUGAACAAUUAGUUGAUCAUAUAUUAUCAUCAGAACCAACAGAUUACUUUGGAAUAUUGGGUAUUAAAUAUUCGUUUGCAUGUCAAUCAACAAUAAAAAAUGCAUUUAAUACUAUUUUGGCUAUAAUAGGACAAAAUAAUGUUAAACCAAGAUAUAGAGAAGCUCAUACAAGAGUUUUAAUUGCAUAUGAUAAAAUAAACUCAGAUACUAAAAAAUUAGCAGCAGUUUUUUCUCACAAAGUUACAUGUCCAAAUUGUAAGCAGUAUUGUUUUAUAUCUGAAGGUGUUGAUAAAUUUUUGGCACAUUAUGUGGCAACUUGUCAUUCUUGUAGUAAAAAUUUUCUUUAUCAAUCAUGUUAUUAUUGUAAAGCAAGUUAUUCAAUACCAGAAUCACCAAAAUCAGUAUCAGGAUCAUGUGUAUGUGUAAUUUGUAGGGAGACAAUUUAUAUUAGUACUUGGUAUGAGAGAAGAACACGCAUUGCAUCAGAGGUUCAAACAUUUUAUAAACAAAAGAGAUAUAGAGCUGAAGAAAUUAAAUUAUUAUUGACAAAAUUAACAAAUUGGAGAAAAACUAAAUUGGCAGAAUGUAUAAUUGCAUUGGAAUCAAUUCAUCCAUUCGAAAAGAGUCCAGAGUUUUAUGAAUUCUAUGGUAUACCACCAAAGAAAUCAUCAACAGCUAUUUUCAGCUCUAAAGUGAUCGAUGAGAGUCAAGUGAAUGAUAUUUGUAAAUUGUAUAAAGAGUUGGAUAGAUUGGAAAUUAAUGGUGGUGCAAAUGCAGAUGAUCCAAGUAAACCACCAUUCGCUGUAUUCUCUCCAACUAAAGAUCAAGAGAAACUUCAAGAAGCCAUACUUUUGCUAUUGCUUAGACAGUAUCAACAGAAUAAAGAAUUUAUUAGUGUAUUGACUGUUUGUUAUAAUCAAAUUGAUAAAAUAAAACGUACCAAUUUAGAAUUGGUUCAUAAACAAUACCAAAUUCAACAACAACAACAACAACACCAAUACCCACUUCAACAACCAAGCAGUUUGAUACAAUCACAGAUCGACCAUUUGACUCAGAUUAAUUCAUCGAUUGAGACACAACAUGUGGCAUUGGCAAACCUUGCAAAACAAUUAGAGUCAAUACAAGAGAAAAUCUAUGAGGGUGAUAUAUUUGGUUUGAGAAAAAGACAACAACAAGAAAGAGAACUCGAAAGAAAUUUCAAUAAUAAUAUCUCUCAACAGGCUCAUUCACUUUUUUCAAAAUUCUUAAAAGAAUCAACUUAUUUACAAUAUAUAAAUGAUUCAAUUUUAGAAAAAGCAAAAAAAUUAGUAGUCACUCAAGCUCUCUCUAACAAUACCAAAAUUCAAAGAGUAUUGGCCUCUUUUUCUCAUAAUAAUUCACCACAACUACAAGAAACUAAAUUACCAUCAAUUAGUCAAUCAAUUAGUCAACAACAACAACAAUCUCAACAACAACAACAACAAGUUCAACAACAACCGCAACAAGCUCAACAACAGGUCCAACUACCACAAACACAACAGCAACAGCAACAAGCUCAACAGCAACAAGCUCAACAGCAACAAGCCCAACAGCAACAAGCACAACAACAACAACAACACCACCAACAGCAACAAGCUCAACAACAACAAGCCCAACAAGCACAACAACAACAAGAACAACAACAACAAGCACAACAACAGGCACAACAACAACAGGCACAACAACAACAACAACAGGCUCAACAACAACACCACCAACAACAACAAGCACAACAACAACAACAACAGGCACAACAAGUACAACAACAACAAGCACAACAACAACAAUUGAAUAGAAGCCUACAAAACAACAAAAAUACAACACAACAUCCUCAACAAAAUCUAAUACCAUUUGUACCAGUGAGCCCAUCAAAUAGAUUUAUUGGAACAGAUCAAAAUAGGUCACCACAAUCAUCUCCAACAUUUGGUUCAAUUUCUGAUGCACUUCAUAAAUUUAAUCCAAGUUUUAUUACACCGAUUAGUGAAAUUGCUCCACAAUCUCAAAAUAGAAUUGUGGCACCACAAUCUCCUCCAUCACCACCUGUACAAAACCAACAACAACAAAAUCAACAACAACAACAACAACAACAACAACAACAACAACAACAACAACAACAACAACAACAACAACAACAACAACAACAACAACAACAACAAGCACAACAACAAGCACAACAACAGCAACAAGCACAACAACAGCAGCAACAACAACAGCAACUAGCAGCACAACAACAACAACAAAACAAUCAACAAUAUCAACAAUACCAACAAAAAUUCUACCAAUACCAACUAAACCUACAACAACAACAACAACAAGCUAAUAAUAAUAAUAAUAAUAAUAAUAAUAAUAAUAAUAAUAAUAAUAAUAAUAAUAAUAAUAAUAAUAAUAAUAAUAAUAAUAAUAAUAAUAAUAAUAAUAAUAAUAAUAAUAAUAGUAAUAAUAAUAAUACAGCAGCAUCAUCAUCAUCAUCAUCACCAAUAAUAAGAACAGAAAUUCCAAUAAUAUAUAGUACUGGGAAUUCAUUGAUGGAGAUUGAAAAAAGACUCAGAAUCAAAGUUCAUGAAGCAUGGAAAGAGUUUAAUGAAAUAGCAGAGAGAAGAAAUAAAUCAACUUAUACAGGUCCAGUUUUAUUAUUGACAUGGGUUGAUCCAGAAAAAGAAAGAUUAAAACAAUUGAAACUUGAAGAGGAAGCUCGUAUUAGAAAAGAAAAAAUAAAGAGAAGAAAGUUAUUGAAACAACAAAAAAAAGAAAGAAAACUAGAAUUAAAACGUUUACAAAAAUUAGAAAGACUUAAAAAGAAUAAUAUUGGAGAAGUUGAAAUUGAUAGUAAUAAUAAUAAUAACAAUAACAAUAAUAAUAACAAUAAUAAUACUAAUAAUAAUAAUAGCAACAACACCAGUGAAGAGAAAUCAACUGAUAAAAAGAGAAAGCUUGAGACAGAAGAGGAAAAAGAUGAUGGUAAAAAACAAAAAGUGAGACCACCACAACAACCACAACCACCACUCCAACAAACUGGCAUACCUGCUAUUUCAUUUACAAAGAGAAAGGUUGAUGAUAGUAGCAAUAAUAAUACACCGCCACCGGUUGAUAUUGAUCUUAAUGAUCAUUCAUCCACACAAAAGCAACCACCAAUACAAAAACCACAGCUUAUUCAACAACCAUCAAAAUCGUCUUUAUCUUCAAUACCUUCCACUAUAAACAAACCAUUAACUGGUGGAGCUACAACAAUAACGAAUAAAACAACAACCACAAUUCCAUCAAGAAUAUCAACAGCAACUUCAACAACUUCUUCAUAUAAACCACCAACAACAACGACAAUAACAACAACGACAAUAACAACACCACCAACAACAACAACAACAACAACAACAAGAUCAGGGACAAUUGUACCACCUAGUAAAUUGGCCAAACCACUUGGUAGACCUACACCUCAAGUACCGAUUUCUUCAUCUUCAAAACUAGUGGAUAUAGAACCACCAAUUAAAUCUGCUCCAUUACCAAUAUCAACUUCAAAAACUCAAACUUCCACCUCAAAUCCAUCUUCAACAUCAUCACCAUCUUUAACUUCAUAUUCUUCCACUAAAUCACCAAGUAAAUCUUCUUCAUCUUCCUCUUCCUCAAAAAGCUCAUCAUCUACAUCAUCAAAUAAAACACCAAAGAAAACAACGCCAACCCCUUCUGAAGAAGGAAAAGAUUUUAUUGAUGAUAAUGUGUUUAACUCUGAUAUCUACCAAACCGAAAUUGAUGAAAAAGACUCUGGUAAUAUUUUCAAUGUUGAGAGAAUCUUGGAUAAACGUGUUAAAAAUGGUAAAACAGAGUAUCACAUUAAAUGGGAGGGUUAUCCAAUGGAAGAUUCCACAUGGGAAGCAAAAGAGGAUUGUUUCUGUUAUGAAAUUAUUGCUCUCUUUGAAAAGGAAUAUGCCAAAAGGAAUAAAAAUAAAAAAUAA
This is a messenger RNA of Dictyostelium discoideum AX4, 4614 nucleotides long. RefSeq lists its product as hypothetical. The record is from RefSeq and is a predicted model, not a curated record. The transcript has 3 exons. Lineage: Eukaryota; Evosea; Eumycetozoa; Dictyosteliales; Dictyosteliaceae. The coding region runs from base 1 to 4614 and encodes 1537 amino acids.